Mitosporidium daphniae is the source of this 1950-nucleotide messenger RNA. RefSeq lists its product as uncharacterized. The transcript has 8 exons. The record is from RefSeq and is a predicted model, not a curated record. Lineage: Eukaryota; Fungi; Microsporidia. The coding region runs from base 1 to 1950 and encodes 649 amino acids. Gene Ontology annotation, molecular function: ATP binding; ATP hydrolysis activity.
AUGGAGCUUAAUAUCCUGCAGUGGCCCAGUGUUCCCUUUGCCGCGUGCUACGUUUCGCAGAAAAAAUUCAAUUUGUUAUCGGCUGAUUUCAAGAGAAGCGGUACAGGAAAGUUCAACUGGGGAUCUUGGGCUCGCAUUUGUUUCUCUGGUGUCGAGUACAUUGCCAGAUGCUAUCCAAACACAGAUUUGCCACUCCACGAACAAGCAUAUGCAUCCACCGAUAAUCUGGUUUCCAUCUCCAAUGCAAUUUGUGUUAAAGACACCGAGUAUGAAGCCAAAAGCCAUGCGGGGGUUAUUGCUUGCGCGGCUGAGCAUUCCUCAACUGGGGCUACUUGCGUUGCAGAUGGGGAUGUUCAAACGCCGAUGAUGGAGCCCAUUAUUGAGUCUGCCAUUGUUGAUUGUAUAAAAGUUACACUGGCUCUGCAAUCUUCAAAUGUGCAUGCGAGAAACGUUAUCAAAACCAUUCUUGUUACAAGCGGGGCCGUCUUGAAGCAAGGUGCAACAAUAACGGUCUUUCCUACCCCCAAACAGAUAUUUGAAUUUAAAGUCGUUCAUGACGGCAGCCCUCAAGAUUAUCUUCGUAUUUCGAAGGAUACAAACAUCAUCUUCUCGUACUCGCAAAACAGCAGUUUUAAGGCACAAAAUGUACAAUCACUUGCAUGUAUGCUGGGAAUUUCGAUUUUCAACGAAGACGCAUCCUUGAUGCGCUUUGCUAAUCAUGGUGAAUAUAAAGCAUUUCUAUGGAUCGUUCAAGCUUAUUUACAAGUUGAUGCCCUGCCUGUUCUUUCGCCUUCGGACGUUAUGUCAUCCACCAUUAGCGGAUCACUGGACAAUUUUAGGAAUUGGAUUACAAAGCAAGAGUCCAACUUGAGUGAGCAAAAGAUCGUUGUUAUCCGAGACAUUGAAACAUUUAGAACUUUAUCGCCGGAUUUGAGUCGGGCGGCCGAUGGCCCUCUCUGGGAUGCCCUAUGCACGCUUUUGCAUCAUCUCAAGAGUUUUUUUUCCUCAAAAAUACAUCGCUUCAACUCGAUGGGGAAAAUUAGCUUUACCUUUUUGACAAAGCUUGUUCAGACGCUUUGCCCUUCGCAAAAUAUUGGCGAUGCUGACUUUGCCAAUGACAAGCGGGCGGACAUUUUAGAUAUUUGUCACGAUCUUGCUAAAGCAUUUCCAUUUCCUAAGAAAGAAGAUAUAUCUUCAUUUGUUGUUGAAAGAUUUGCAGAGAAAAAAAAUCUUGGCGAACCCCACCGCUCCAAUAUGGCAAGCUGGGACGACGUUGGAGGAUACCAGGAUGUGAAGAUGGCUGUGGAAUGGCCGCUUUUAUAUCCAGAUGCCUUUUCUAGACUUGGACUCGAUCCCUGCAAUGGAAUUUUAUUGCACGGUCCGCCAGGAUGUUCUAAGACCUCUCUUGCAAGAGUUGACUUGCAAAUAGCUUAUCAUUUAGAUUGCCGCUUCGCAAUGCAAGGGGAAUCAGAAAAACUUGUCAGGAACAUUUUUAAACAAGCCCGGACAUCUGUUCCAUGCAUUUUAUUUUUCGAUGAGUUAGAUGCUCUUGUUGGGGCAAGAUCGCUCGGGAACUCCAUUGAUGGGGUCUCCGGCGGCGGAGGGGGCGCAUCCGGCCCAAGCAGCAAAGAUGUCGUGCAGGAGCGUAUUCUUUCCACAUUCCUGAACGAAAUGGACGGAAUAGAGCCGCUUGCUGCUGGAAUCUUAGUAAUGGUCCCAUUGCCAGACUUGGAGACUAGAAAAAAUAUUUUCCAAGUUUACAUCCAAAAUUUGCCUGUGCAAAACCCCGUCAAAAUCAUUAUGGAGUUGUCAGAACAUACCGAUGGGUGGUCUGGUGCACAGUGUAAGCAGGUGUGUAGUGAGGCCGCAUUUUGUGCCCUACGAGAAUGCCCGGAUGCCGAGUUUCUGUUUAUGGCCCGCCUUGACGAAGCCGAGGUUUUGAUUCGGUAG